AUCAUCGGAGGACGCUGUCAAGCAUGCGUGGCCAGGGGGGCGGCAGUGGCUUGGGUCCCGGACCAGAGUCCCGCUGCAGACCACACAGAGGCAAGCGAGCGCCGGGGACCAGAAGGGCCAAGGAGCCAGAGGAGUUCAGCACGGGUUUGCGGAGUUCUGAAAACAAAUAUGAGGAGUCUUCAAAUGAUUCUUCGUCAACCUCCUCCAAAGGGCUGAGCAAUGAAAACCCAGAAUCUGGAAGCAAUGGAGCCAUCCGCAGGCCAGCCUACUGGCUGGUGAUGAGGGGAAUAAAGCCCACCCUCAACAAAGUUACAGAGAAGAAAGCUGGAAACUCUGUACUCAAGGGAAAGCACAGACUGGAACAAGAUGGUGAUGAAGAAUAUGAGGAGCUCUCAAGGAAGAAGCAGAAAGUGUCUGGAAAACAGGAGCAAGCGGAGAGGCGGCCUCAUCUCAAGUCCAAAAGCCGAUCUGUAAAAAAAGACCCGCCAACAUAUGCAGCAGGCAGUCCAGAGGAGAGGUGGUACUUGGAGAUUCUGGAUAAGGGCCGUGUCACUUGCCCAACCUGCAGAGCUGUAGUGAGGAAAACAGUCGAAGGACUGAAGAAGCACAUGACCAACUGUCAGCGGGAGGUCUUCACAUGUCAGCACUGUGGGAAGCAGCUGCGGUCUCUUGCGGGAAUGAAGUACCACGUCAUGGCAGACCAUAAUAGCCUGCCCUUGAUGAAGGCAGGAGGCCAGCUGGAUGAGCAGAGCGAGAGAGACCGCCUGCGGAAGGUGCUGAAACGAAUGGGGAAGCUCAAGUGCACGAGAGAGGGCUGCACGGGCAGCUUCACCAGCAUCAUGGGAUACCUCUACCAUGCCCAGAAGUGUGGGAAGGCCGCCGCCGAGCUGGAGAAGCUGGCUCUGAAGUGCCACCAUUGCAGCAAGGGUUAUAAAUCAAAGGCUGGCCUUGUUUACCACUUGAAGUCCGAACACGGACCGGUGACUUUUCUCCAUGAAGAAGGUAGGCCCACUCACCAGAAGGAUGCUGACACCGAACCAAAAAGCAGAGGCAGAGUUCAAAGGAAAUCUGCCAAGGUGGCUGCCUACUACUUACAUGAGCUGGCCAAUGAGGAGCUGGCCAAGGAAUGGCCAAAGAGGAAAGUCCUGCAGGAUCUUGUUCCUGAUGACCGGAAGCUGAAGUACACCCGGCCAGGGCUGCCUGCUGUUAGCCAGGAGGUUCUCUGCAAGUGGAAAUCAGAGAUAAAGAUGUACCGACGGAUUCACUGCCCCAACCAGGGUUGUGAAUGUGUCUACAGCAGCAUCUCAGGACUCAAGUCCCACCUGGGGAGUUGCACCCUGGGGGAGUUUGUGGCUGGAAAGUACAAGUGUCUGCUGUGUGAGAAGGAGUUUGUGUCUGAGAGCGGAGUCAAAUACCACAUUAACACGGUGCAUGCUGAGGACUGGUUUGACGUUAACAGCAACACCACCAAGAGCUUCGAGAAGCGGAUGAAGCUGCGGCAGAAAGAAACGGAGCAGAAGCGACAGCGCAAGAAGCACCUCUCCAGCCGUGGCCGCAAGAAGCGGCUCAGGACCGCGUCUCCUAAGAAGUCCCCCAGGCCGGGUGCGGAGCAGAGAGGGAAGGUGGGCCGCUCUCACCCCGCAGACAGUGAGAGCAGGACCAGCGAAGAAGAGGACGCUCACCCUCUGAAGCUUGGUCACAAAAGGGGGAGGAAAUAAAGCUCCAGGUGCAGCCCUCGAGGGGAAGUGGCAGAGGAGGCCGCACCCUGGGAGCCUAGCCUGCAGGCUGAGUGGGGAAGGGCCAGGGCAUCGGAGAGGGAAGCCAGCGAGUGAUUGUGAGUUGUCUGCUCUCUGGACCACGUUUGGCUUCAUUAGUUCUGUAAGAGACUCACACAGUGGACUUCGGGACACUUGGAAGGGUAUUAUAAGCCCCCUUGCGCUUUGUGGGAUUUACUUAUACAUGCACAGCAUUGAUCUUUUUCUUCCCCCAAAGUAGUCUGGCUGCUGGUUUGCUUGCUGGCAACCUGGAACAAAUGAGCCCAGUCCUAAGGGGGUGGGGAUUUCUUUCUGCAGCUUCUCUGCAACUGCAAAGCUCUGCAGCGGUUGGCUUGUUAAUUGUAUAAAAUGCCUCUUUUUCUGGUACUGGAUCACAGGGAUGGGGGUUGGGAGGGGGAAGAUGAGGAUUAUUGCCUGGGCUUCAAUUUGGAUUUUGGUGCUCAUGAAAUAGGGAAAAGGGGGGGGAUGAGAGGGCGUAAAGAGAUACAGGAUCAGGGGAGCUGUGUUCCUUAACACAGAUGCAAGGUCUGUCAGCAGCUACUAGCCAGGGUUAAUAAAGGGAACCUCCAUAUUCAGAGGCAGUAAACCUCUGAAGUGUGGUGCUAAGAGGCAAUAUCAGAGAAGGCCUUGUCCUCUGUGCACUGUUGGUUGGCCUUCCAGGGCAACUGGUUGGCUGCUGUGUGAAGGACCACUUUUCUUAAUCUUCUUGUGUUCUUAUGCCAGCAGUUCCUCAAACCCAAGCUGUACGGGCAUUAGAGGGGGUGGGGCAGCUGCCUUGCACGCUGGGUUAUGUUGCAGAGGUCUGACUCCACAAAGAGACAGAAGCAGCUCCACCUUCAUAGGCAACAAAUGGCUGCCCAUCUAUGUUGUUUCUUAUUGGUCUUGAGGGUAAAGUUCCCAUUUCAUUUUUGCCAUCAUAUAAAUCAAGUAACCAGUAAGGCUUUUAUACUGAAGCCGUGAUGUAAGACAUAUCAGGAGCAGAGUUCCCCCUAAGCUGUGCUAUGGUGUGCUAGUGAUCAGAUUUCCCACCCUCAGUGCAGAGAUGUUUACCUCAGCGCAGGGGGAUGGGUCCGAGGAGUAUGGCUGGACCACUGGAGGGCGGUGCUUCUUAUCCUGGGGCAGCCCCUCCCUCCUGCUCACGCAGCGCCUGUAGGUCCUAUAAGGGCGCCUGCACAUGGCAGCCUCUCCUGCUGUAAAGCCCACUGGCUGCCUCCCUACGCACCAGAGCAGCAGGUGAGUUGCCCUCUCACCUCAAUGGCCUUGGGCCGGCAACACAGCCCAGUGCUCCUCUGUGGCCUCCCGUCAGCUAGGGGCAAGGAUGGAGGCCAGGUGGAGGGGAGCCUUGGGCCAGUAAUGUGGCCUGGCGCUCCUCCAUGGACUCUCAUGGGCUAGUGGCAAGUGAGGAGGGGAGCCGGGCUGAAGGAUGGGGAGGGAGGUCAGGAGCCUUGGGUUAGCAACGUGGCCUGGCGCUCCUCUUGUAGUCUCCCAACGCCAUUGGUUAGAGGCAAGGUUGGGGGGAGGCAAGCGGAGGUGCAUGGAUUGGAAAAGGUAGGCACUUAAAGGAACUGCCCCUUAAAUGCCUGCAUACUCCAAGUCGCGUGACUCCACAGUAAGUAAAUUCUGAAGGCAUGGUUCACUCACCAUGGAGCAGUGCAGCUUGGAGAAGGCAGGCAUUUAAAGGGACAGUUCCUUUAAGUGCCUUUACCCCCAUCCAUUGGAACAAUGAAGGAUGGGGACACAUUCUUCUGGGGACCAUAGAAUUGGACCCC
Molecule: messenger RNA, 3544 nt
Organism: Gekko japonicus
Lineage: Eukaryota; Metazoa; Chordata; Lepidosauria; Squamata; Gekkonidae
Gene: ZNF512
Product: zinc finger protein 512
Exons: 14
Coding region: 24-1718 (564 amino acids)
Molecular function (GO): zinc ion binding
Source: RefSeq, a predicted model, not a curated record